Messenger RNA from Peronospora belbahrii, 246 nucleotides. The record is from the annotation of a GenBank genome assembly. NCBI's taxonomy places the organism in Eukaryota, Oomycota, Peronosporomycetes, Peronosporales, Peronosporaceae.
AUGCCACGAUCUAUUAAUGCUCUUGACGCAGUCAAGUCAUGGAUAAACUUGUUGAAAAAUGCCGACAUCGUUGCAAGCCUAUUUGAUGCCGAUGAAGUAUUGGAUCAUGAGAUGGAUUUCAUCAACGCGGUCAAGAGUGCCUUGUUCGAGAAGCUAGCACCUCUUGUGGGAAAAGUCAAAGAAGAGACUGCGAUCGAAUCGGCUGACAACAUGCCCAAGGAAUAUAAUGCUGGAUCUUCACAGUAA